Messenger RNA from Sinocyclocheilus grahami, 631 nucleotides. RefSeq names its product collagen alpha-1(XXIII) chain-like. Bases 215 to 631 code for a protein of 138 amino acids. The transcript has 11 exons. NCBI's taxonomy places the organism in Eukaryota, Metazoa, Chordata, Actinopteri, Cypriniformes, Cyprinidae. The record is from RefSeq and is a predicted model, not a curated record.
CUUCAAUGGCAAACUCUUAGAUGCCUUUCAGGCCAUCAAAACCAUCAGUGUCUCGGGACCCCCUGGCCCUCCUGGACCCCCAGGACCACCCGGAAAAGAAGGUUCAAAGGGUGAACUUGGCUUGCCUGGGCCUGCUGGGGUUGAUGGCGAAAAGGGUGAAAAGGGAUACACUGGAGAGCGUGGUGAACCCGGAGAGAGGGGGGGAAAGGGAGAAAUGGGCCUCUCUGGUCCCUCUGGAAUGGAUGGGCAGAAAGGAGAGAAAGGAGACUCUAUACUAGAAGACAAUCUGGUUCAGAUGAUUUCACAGCCUGGUCCACCAGGGCCUCCAGGUCCACCAGGACCACCUGGAUACAUGGGUCAUCGUGGCUUGCCAGGCUCCAAAGGUGAUCCAGGGGACAGUAUUAAAGGAGAGAAGGGAGAAACUGGUGGUGCAGGAAUACAAGGCCUUCAGGGUCCUCAGGGGCCCCCGGGAUCAACAGGAUUAGUUGGUCUUCCCGGCACAAAGGGUGAAAAGGAUGUUUUCUUUCCGUCCUCGCCGCUCAUCUCGAUCUUGGGAGAUUUGAAAUUGGCGGGAUCUUCAACCGUGAGGUUUAUUUGGGUUUUCAUGCCAUCUAUUGUAUUGGACUUCUGA